AUGGACGACUUUGAGCAAGUGCUGAAUCUCUUCGAUUCUUUUUGGUUCAAGCGUAAAAUCUUCAACAAACACCCCUUUCCAAGCAAAGAAAUCGCCGGAGCCGAGUCAAGGAGGAAACCUAGGGGAAGAAAAACGAGGGGGGCGGAAAAUAGGAGCCAAUUGGAGCUGGAAUUUGAAGAGCUAAAAGGGUUCAUGGAUUUGGGAUUUGUUUUCUCCGAGGAGGAUAAAGGUUCGAUCUUGGCGUCCAUAGUUCCUGGAUUGAAUUGGCUAGGAAAAAGGGAAGAAGAAGAAGAAGAAGAACAAAAGUUGUGUGGUGAAAUUUCUAGGCCUUAUCUUUCAGAAGCUUGGGAGACUAUGGAGGAAGAAGAGGAGGAGGAGGAGGAAGAAGAAAAGGUGGAAUUGAAGAAGCCAUUGAUGAUGAAAUGGAGGUUUCCUUCUAAUGAAAUUCAUAUGAAAGUUAAUCUCAAAUGGUGGGCUCAUGCUGUUGCUUCAACUAUUAAAUGA
Molecule: messenger RNA, 504 nt
Organism: Cucumis sativus (cucumber)
Lineage: Eukaryota; Viridiplantae; Streptophyta; Magnoliopsida; Cucurbitales; Cucurbitaceae
Exons: 1
Coding region: 1-504 (167 amino acids)
Source: RefSeq, a predicted model, not a curated record